AUGAGCUCGACAGCACCCGGCUUGGCAGGCACGAUUGCUGCGAAGAACUCCACGUCAACUCGGGCGGCCCCUGCGCACGGGGCUCCACCAACGGUGAAUCUCCCUCUCGGCGAGCGGGCAGUGAACCCACGCUCUCCUACCGAACCGACUGCAUCACCUUCCUCAGCGACAUGGACAUCCCCUAUCCCGAAAGAGAACCCCACCGAGGACGAGACCAAGGCUGAAGUACAAGUGUUCUCGGCGUUGUCGUUGGUCGGCUAUAGGGUUUAUCGCCAGCGGUGGUAUGGUCUGGUCGCGUUGACGUUGAUCAAUAUCGUUUGUGCGAGUGAGUUUCAGACAGCCAGCUCCUCUUCGAGUCGCGAAAGGAGACGAAUGUCAUAGUUUAGGGGGUCAGAAUCGCUGAUCGUCGGAUUUUCACAGUCAAUUGGACCUUGUUCACAUCGAGUAAGCACUGGCCGAGACGAGAGGGGAACACGCUUGACUAUGAUCUGACACGAAAAUUUGCCCUCAGUUUCAAUCGACACGGCCGCGCACUUUGCCGUCAGUACGACCAAGGUCAAUUGGCUAUCAAACAUCGUUUGUGGAGCAGUAAGUAAAGUAUCUUCAUCGCUAUCGCGCACCGAGAUUGGGAGAACUGAACAUCUCGCUGCCCACAGUACGUCUUCGCUGCUCCUUGCGUUCCCUGGCUUACGAUGCGCUAUUCGAUCCGCGGCGUCACCUUGAUUGCCGCGGCUCUCAUGCUUCUUGGUGGUUGGUACGUCCUCACUCAUCUAAUCAUCAUUCGGGCAUCACACUCAAUCUCUGUCUUACCAACCACAGGCUCCGCUACGCCGCAACCGCUUCGACGCUCUCCCCAGACGGAGCGUAUACCCUGCUCUUCAUUGGCUCGUUCCUCAUCGGCGUAGCGCAAUGUUUCGUCCAAGUGAUCCCUCCGGCUUUCUCAGAGACUUGGUUCGGUCUGAACGCGAGGACGACCGUGACGAUGAUCCUGUGAGUGGGCGUUGAUAACAUUCCUUUCUGGGGAACCAAUCCCUCGCCCUGAUGAAUAAACCUUCACACUGGCCGUAGAGCCGUUUCAAACCCAUUCGGAGGAGCCAUCGCCUCCCUCCUCGCUCCAGGCGUCGUCACGAACCCAUCACACCUCCCUCUCCUCUGCCUCAUCGCAGCCAUCAUCGUCACCGUUUGCGCACCGUUUGCGUUCCUCGUUCAAGCUCGACCACCUACGCCGCCUACGAAGAGCGCGGAAGGGAGGUUGAUGUCGACUGCGGAGGUGUGGAGAGGGGUCAGGGCGUUGUUCGGCAAGGGGGACCAAGAGGGGAGGUGUAUGACGAGGAGGGAGAGGUGCGAUUUCGCCAUCAUUAGUAUUGUGAGUCUUCAGUGUGCUAGUAUCCAACAUCAAGAGUGACGACUGACCAGAUUCAUGCGACCUCUGCGACAGGUCUUCACCGUCAUUUUGGCCUUUUUCGACGCGUUUCUCAUCCUCAUCAACCAGAUCUUUGAACCUUAUGGCUACUCAUCGGAUCAGGCGGGCUUCAUUGGCGCAGCCGUCAUCUUUUCGGGUAUCUUGGCGGCGGGGGUUUCGGCCCCUUUGCUGGAGUAAGCUUUACUCAUCUCUCGUCGUGUUGAGCACACCUCACCCUCUCUGACUCUCACUCUUGCCCCACAGUCGCUACUUUCACUUCCGUCUUGCCCUAACCGCCAAAUUCCUCGUGCCCAUAAUCGGUCUCUCUUUCCUCUUGCUGAUCUGGAUCAUAAAGCCCUCCAACCUGGCCCCAAUCUUUGUCAUCACCAUCCUCAUGGGCUGUAGUUCCUUCACGAUGUUGCCGAUCGGCUUGGAGAUGGCAGCGGAAAUUGGGUACCCAAAUAUGGGGAUCGAGAUCACUUCGGCGGUGUUGUAUUGGUUAGGGAAUGGUGAGUUCUGAAGAUAUGAGGGCGUUGAGUGUUUGAAGGAGCAGUGAGACUAACGACAUGGGCUCUUCUGCUGGAUUAAGGUGCUUCCGUCGUAGCUUCGGUAGCGAUGAACGCCCUCACCUCUGGUCCGAACGCCAGUCCUCCCAACAACAUGCGCAGGGUACGUCCGUAACACACCACCCAAUGCGAUCACCAUGAAGUCCGAGCUAACACCCCUCCCCUUCCUCUACGACCCAAAGGCCAUCGUCUUCGAAGGCAUCGUCGUCUUUGUCACCUCUUUCCUCAUAUUAUUCAUCAAGGGGGACCAGACGAGAAGAUUGGAGGAUGUGAGAGCGCACGAGGAGAUGGAGGAGAGGAAAGGGUGGGUCGCGUUGGGGAAUGGGUUUGGGAGGGACGAGUAG
This is a messenger RNA of Microbotryum saponariae, 2312 nucleotides long. The record is from the annotation of a GenBank genome assembly. Lineage: Eukaryota; Fungi; Basidiomycota; Microbotryomycetes; Microbotryales; Microbotryaceae.